This is a messenger RNA of Empidonax traillii (willow flycatcher), 2355 nucleotides long. RefSeq names its product solute carrier family 25 member 16 (gene SLC25A16). The transcript is spliced from 9 exons. The record is from RefSeq and is a predicted model, not a curated record. The coding region runs from base 28 to 969 and encodes 313 amino acids. NCBI's taxonomy places the organism in Eukaryota, Metazoa, Chordata, Aves, Passeriformes, Tyrannidae. Gene Ontology annotation, biological process: transmembrane transport. Gene Ontology annotation, cellular component: mitochondrial inner membrane.
CCAGCCCCGCCCAGCCCUGCCCGGCCCAUGGCGUCCCCCGCGGCAGCGCUGCCCCCGGCCCGCCGCGACUUCUACUGGCUGCGCUCCUUCAUCGCCGGAGGUGUUGCAGGAUGUUGUGCCAAAACAACUACUGCACCACUGGAUCGAGUAAAGAUUUUGCUGCAGGCACAUAACCACCAUUACAAACAUCUAGGAGUGUUUUCCACGUUGUGUGCUGUCCCCAAAAAGGAAGGUUACCUUGGGCUGUACAAAGGCAACGGGGCAAUGAUGAUUAGAAUCUUUCCGUAUGGCGCUAUUCAGUUUAUGGCCUUUGACCAGUAUAAAAAGGUAAUAAAGAAACAACUUGGGAUUUCGGGGCAUGUGCAUCGAUUAAUGGCUGGAUCCAUGGCAGGUAUUACAGCAGUGAUUUGUACUUACCCUCUUGAUAUGGUUAGAGUUCGUCUGGCGUUCCAAGUCAAAGGGGAACACAGGUACAUGGGAAUUAUCCAUGCAUUCAAGAUGAUUUACACAAAGGAAGGUGGUUUUAGAGGGUUCUACAGAGGGCUGAUGCCAACUGUUGUAGGAAUGGCACCGUAUGCGGGUUUUUCAUUUUUUACCUUUGGUACCUUAAAGAGCAUUGGACUUGCUCAAGCACCUAACUUGCUUGGACGGCCUUCAUUAGAUAACCCCGAUGUCUUAGUUUUGAAAACACAUGUAAAUCUGCUGUGUGGUGGCAUAGCUGGAGCAAUAGCUCAGACGAUAUCGUAUCCCCUGGAUGUAACUCGCAGGCGAAUGCAGCUGGGAGCAGUUCUCCCAGACUCUGAGAAGUGCCUUACAAUGGUGCAGACACUGAAGUAUGUGUAUCAACAACACGGAAUUCGAAGAGGACUGUACCGUGGUUUAUCUCUAAAUUACAUUCGUUGUAUUCCUUCCCAGGCUGUGGCUUUUACCACAUAUGAACUUAUGAAACAAUUCUUGCACCUCAACUGAUUCUUUUCUUUACAAGACUUUUCUGUAAAACUACACCAUCAAAUCCUCGGAUUAUAUCGAUGAGUAAAUUACUUGAAGUUUAGAAAAAGCUCUCUGUUACUGUGGGCCUGCUCUUGUCUGGUAUCUUUAUUUGCCAAAAUGCAUUUGAUUUCUUGGAGUCGAACCAGGUGACAGAUCACAAUAAACAUUAGUUGGCUCUAAACACUUUUUUUGCACUUGAUCUUCUAGGCUUCAUUAGAUUCAUGUUAAGGACAGCUGGAAAAUUACACCCACACUUCAUAUAGAUUCCAAGCAGUUAGUUAUUGAGCUUUAUCACCAUUCCAGGACUUAUGCUGCUUUUUAAGCUGGUAAUUAGGCAUCUGUUGUUCUUCAGAAAUUAAAUGGAAUAAACGGAUUUGAACAUAGUGCAAUGAUUUUGGUAUUCAGAUACUUGCCAGGUCUGUGGAAGCUGAACUCAGCAGACCCACAGUUGAAGCCUCUUUUCUUCUUUUUCCUGUACAAGUUCUCUGUAUGCAAGAACAACGCCUAUGUCUUGAGAUUGGUACAUAGGAAAGACUCUUCAGCCAAUUCAACCAAUACAAGAUGUAUUUUGCAGUGUUAGAAACCUUGCAAUUUGGAAACCAGUUUCCUGGCAUACAUUCUAUUCUAAAAAAAAUGCUGUAUCUACACAGGUAAAUGCAGGGGUGACUUUGAGAGUGACAAGUGCUAAAAAAGAUGUCCCUAAGGCAGGUGGGAGGGACCUGAUCUUCCAAGGCUUUUCUGUACCUUUUCUGUGGAGCUGAAUGUUCUCAGUUUGUUGAAGGCUGAGUAUGUCACUGUACUUUGCAGGACUAGCUGAUGUAAACAGUUUUUUCCCUGCCUGCAGCCAGGGUGACAGACAGGACUUGCUGCAUUGACUUGCUUGGCCAUGUGGACCAUAUCCAACAGAAAGGACAAUUAAGAUUGUGCUGGAGCCUGUAGGUGUGUGUGUACUGUUUCUGAAGCAUGGUAUGCAAUAGACUAUGGCAUCUUUUCCUCCUCCUACAAUUCUUUUUGCAGAAGGAAUUAUUUUAUACAUGAUCUGCAUUGGUACUCUUGAUUUUAUUCACUUGAUUCAGGAAACUGUAAAGCAUUUACUGUCUGUAAGUUAUUUAUUUAUUGUAAAUAUUUUAGCAGUGUCUUUUAAGAAUUGGCAAUGGCUACGUUAGGUGGUGGAUGGUAAGAUUGUUAAAUUUAUCACAAUUAAGCAAAUGAAAACUGGAAUUUGAGUUACAUAUUCAAUGCCAACUUUUGUUGCUCAGUUUUUUUCCUCCAGUUUCUUAAAAGUAUGUAUUUCUUUGAUAUUUACAAUGUAGCUAUGGACAGAGAAGGAGAUGUAUCUGAAUUUAUUUUAUUAAAAUUUUUGAA